AUGGCGAGUCUCCGCCGCUUCCUGCAUCGCGACACGCCGCAGCCACCUGCGAGCUGGCAACCAGACGGGAGUUUUGCAACUCGAGCGUCACAUGCGCAUCGCGAGCGUGCCGAGACGGCCCCCAGCUCGCAGAUUGAGGUCCCCAAUAAUGAGCAAGGCUCUUCCAUCCCUGUACCCAGCAGCGCACGCAUGUCGAGCUUCUCGCGCUUCUUUGAGCGAGCAGAUGGUCGCUCGUCUUCGUCUUCGUCCUCAUCUUCGUCGGAUGGUGAUGAUAUGGAGGGUGCUGGUGGCGCAAUGACGUCAACGAGUUACUUUCGCCCUCGGACCAUGGACGGAUAUACGAGAUAUCUUGAGUAA
Phytophthora infestans T30-4 is the source of this 357-nucleotide messenger RNA. RefSeq lists its product as uncharacterized. The transcript is spliced from 2 exons. The record is from RefSeq and is a predicted model, not a curated record. Bases 1 to 357 code for a protein of 118 amino acids. Lineage: Eukaryota; Oomycota; Peronosporomycetes; Peronosporales; Peronosporaceae.